AUGCCACGAGCGUUCGGAAUCCGAGUUUGUGUGUUCGGAUAUCAAGACGACCUAACCACAACCAUCGGUAGAGCGCGCUGUUGCUUUGCACAGGCUCCCUUCUCCCCUCCUCCCUCCUUCUCUCGGUCACAUCUGGACCUCCGCUCCUGUCUCCUCAUCCCCGCUCAGCGCAGUGAGACACAGGGAGAGAGGCUGGGAGGGCAUCGGCUGCUAAUCACUCACAAGGAGCCGAGGAGACCAGCAGCGUCCACUUACACCAUCUCCUCCAUCUCCUCCAGCGGUCUCUCUCAUCUGCCCCUUUUAGAUUUAUCUUAUAUUCCCGCUAUGAUGAUGAGUUCCAGCCUUUUGCAAAACCCAGUGCAGGCUAUUCUGUACCUCCGGGAGCUGACCACGAUCGUGCAGAACCAGCAAAGCCUCAUCCAGACGCAGCGCGCACGGAUAGAGGAGCUUGACCGACGCGUGGAUGAGCUAAUCGGGGAGAAUAGGCACCUACGAGACGUGAGGGUGAUCCAGCAGCAGCAACAGCAGCAGCAGCUUCCAUAUUACCAUCACUUGCACCAUUUGGACACGACCUGCCAUCACCACCAACCUACCCUAGAAAAGCCAGAGGACGCGCCUGAUGCUGCAGCCCCCGCGGUGGAAUCGUCGUCUCCGCAACAGCUGGACCCCGGGAAUAUGCAACUCGUCCCCGCGGAGCCGUCCACCGUGUCCCCCGUGGAGAGCGACCCGGACAAUUUGGGUAACUGCGGGGGUUGUAGAUCCUUGGUGCCCAUGACCCCUACCACACUAUGUCGCUCCUUGGCUCUGGCAAGGAAAUCUGAGAGUGAGACCGUGCUGCAUCAGUUCUGCUGUCCCGCCCCAGAGCACCCCGAGACAGACACUGGAUCAGCGGGUGGUCCCCUGCUGAGCCUAGAAGACGGGACAUCGCCAUGCGCACAGACCGUGGAGGGAACAAAGAGAGAAGGUCUCAGCGAGUACGAAAACACCAAUAAGCAGAUAGAAGAACUGGAGCUCAAGUACGGCGGUCACCUUCUGGCCCGUCGUGCUGCCUGCCGCAUCCAGAUGGCGUUCCGACAGUACCAGCUCAGCAAAAACUUUCAAAAGAUCCGCAACUCGCUGUCAGAGAGUAAGCUUCCGCGCCGCAUUUCCCUGCGCCAGCCCAGUCCUUCGGGCCGCAGCCGAAACUCCACCCAAAGGCACAGCUACAACCUGCACCCGGGACCGGCCCAGGUGCCUCUACGCUCCAAGACCCCUCCCCCUCCGCCCUGUCGCUCUACCUCUCUGCCCCCCUCCCCCGCCUCGGCCCCCAGCGCCCCACCCAGCUCAGCAACCGCACAGCCCCCACCACAGACUCCCGGGCCCUCGCUCACCCAGCUGGAGGACUGCUUCUCUGAACAGCUGCACUCCCUGGCUCAGUCCAUUGACGAAGCCCUGCGAGGCUGGAGCUUGUCUGGAGAAGCUGGAGAGGGCAAGCUGCUCAUGGACCCCGGGGCCCUGCGUGUGGCGGCCGAGAGCGCGGCCAUACCUCGCAGCGCCAGCUCCCUGCUCAUGGCCUUCAGAGACGUCACGGUUCACAUAGACACCAACAGCUCUUACACCAUCUCCUCCGCUACCACCACCACCACCACCUCCCUGGGCACAGCCGGGGGAGCAGCUCCAGGCAGCAGGAAGACCUCUGUGAGCGGGCUGGAUGAAGACGACUUCCCGGCGCCUCCACCAAGUGAGGAGUUGGAAAUGGGUGACCCCGGGUCCAGAAGGGGCUCUGCUGUGCCUCUGCCCGGAGGAGCAUUGGGGUCAGAAGAGUUGGGCUCCACCGGUACUUCUACCUCCACAGCAAUCUCCACCGGGACACAGUCCAACCAGCCCUCUCACAUCUACACUCAGUACCAGCAGUACCAUUACAGCCACCCGUCGCAGGCUCCUGGGGGCCCCAGUCCGGAGUCUCUGCAGGCUCUGGUUGUGUCCGUGCCCCGAGAUCGUUGUCAGGACCCUGCUCUGUGUCGCUCGCCCACACUGUCCACGGACACGCACCGCAAACGCCUCUACCGUAUUGGACUCAACCUCUUCAAUGUAAAUCCCGAGCGGGGCAUCCACUUCCUGAUCACACGUGGCUUUGUCCCAGACACGGCUAUCGGAGUGGCUCACUUCCUGCUGCAGAGGAAAGGCCUGAGCCGGCAGAUGAUCGGAGAGUUUCUGGGCAACGCAAAGCUGCAGUUCAACAGAGAUGUACUCGACUGUGUGGUGGAUGAGAUGGACUUCUCAGGCAUGGAACUGGAUGAGGCGCUCCGCAAGUUCCAGGCCCACGUGCGGGUCCAGGGGGAGGCCCAGAAGGUGGAGAGGCUCAUCGAGGCCUUCAGCCAGCGGUACUGCAUGUGUAACCCGGACGUGGUGCAGCAGUUCCACAACCCCGACACCAUCUUCAUCCUGGCCUUCGCUGUGGUGCUCCUCAACACCGACAUGUACUCCCCCAACAUCAAGCCUCAGCGCAAGAUGGGCCUGGACGACUUUAUACGCAACCUGCGGGGGGUGGAUGACGGAGCGGAUAUCCCCAGGGACAUGGUGUCUGGGAUCUACGAGAGGAUCCAGCAGAGGGAGCUGCGUUCCAACGAAGACCAUGUGACCUACGUGAGCCGUGUGGAGCAGUCCAUUAUGGGGCUCAAAACUAUCCUGGCCGUCCCGCACCGGCGCCUGGUCUGCUGCUGCCGCCUCUUCGAGGUCCCAGAUGCCAACAAGGCUCACAAGCAGAAGCUGUCCCAGAUGCAGAGGGAGGUGUUCCUGUUCAACGACCUGCUGCUGAUCCUGAAGCUGUGUCCAAAGAAGAAGAGUGCGGCCUGCUAUACCUUCUGUAAGGCCAUGGGUCUGCUGGGGAUGCAGUUCCACCUCUUCAGCAACGAGUACUACGCCCACGGCAUCACCAUGAUGAGCCCGUUCACCUCGGAGAAGAAGCAGCUGGUGAGUUUCUGCUCCCCCAGCGGAGAGGAGCUCCGCAAGUUUGCAGAAGAGCUCCGGGAGGCCAUCGCCGAGGUCAACGAGAUGGAGCAGAUCCACAUCCAGUGGGAGUUGGAGAGGCAGCAAGGCAUCCAGCACAGCAUCAACAGUAACGGGGGUCAGAUGGAGCACACAGGCCACGGCUCACCCUCAGGCACACGGGACAUUUAUGACAAAACGGGCAACAACAACACGGUGGAGGUGUCAAUUCACAACAGGCUGCAGACCUAUCAGCUGAGCCAGCCCGCCAUUGAGUCGGCCCCCUUGGCUCUGACGGCGCCCCCCGCCCUGCUCAGCCCUGUCCCCGCCGGAGAGCUGCGCCCAGAGACCCUGAUCCAGUGUCAACAGAUCGUCAAGGUGAUAGUGGUGGAUCAGAGCGGCAGAGGACGUAUGGAGGCUUUCCUGAGCCAGGGCCCAGCCACUCACCAGCUCAUCCAGUCUGCUCUGUCCACCCCUGUGCGUGUGCCCAGCGACGGCCCCCAGCCCCCUCUGCCUCCCCCUCCUCCCCCCUACAACCAUCCACACCAGUUCUGCCCCCCUGACUCCCCCAUGCCUCUGCACCACACCAUGCCUCUGAUUCGCCGCCGCAACUCUAGCGGCUCCCGGAGCAUUGUCUGA
Knipowitschia caucasica is the source of this 3606-nucleotide messenger RNA. Lineage: Eukaryota; Metazoa; Chordata; Actinopteri; Gobiiformes; Gobiidae. The record is from the annotation of a GenBank genome assembly.